GCGGAGAGGUGGCUUUAGGACCGUGGUGCCGCUUCUUGCUCUUUCCUCAGGCACGGGGCUUUAUGGAACAACCCCCAGGGGCCGGGCGCGGACCUGUCUUGAGAGUGGAGCCAAGACUACCGGCCUCUUCGGAGUUUCUGUUGGACGUUAACGAUAAACCAUGCUGGUGUACCCUAGCCGAGAACUCCCAAAGACUCGUCUAGGCGCUGGGGAGAUGUUCGCUGCUUUGUUGGGGUUGUGCCUGUGCCCUGAGGGCGGCUGUCUGUAGUCUUUACUUCAGCACUUACCAGGAGGAGAGUUAAAGUGGAGUGACGCCAGAAAACCAAUCUAGUCAAUCAUUGACCCUGAACUAUCGAUGCAGGCUUUCUGUUUCAGAUUGGGAUCAAUUAUGGACCAAGUUGCAUCUGGCUGGUAAUUGCCUGUAUUUUUAAAAAUAAAUAAUUGCUGAAUAAGAGAAGUACAUUACAGUACCUUAUGAAGCAGAGAGUCAGAUCCUUCAACAUUUGCUAUUUUUCUUCUUAUUGGUAAUUUGGAACAAUUUUUCCAUUGUUGAUUGCUUGGAUUUUUUCCCUGCCUGUUUAAUGUUCUACAAAGCCAAAGACUCUACACAUUCUUUGUAGCCACAUUUUUGUCUUCCCUGCAAUCAUGAGUCCUGAUGAAACACCUAUGUUUGACCCAAGUCUAUUGAAAGAGGUGGACUGGAGCCAAAAUACUGCAACCUUUUCUCCAGCUAUUUCCCCUACACACCCAGGAGAUGGUUUGGUUUUGAGGCCUCUUUGUACUGCUGAUCUAAACAGAGGAUUUUUUAAGGUACUUGGUCAGCUGACAGAAACUGGAGUGGUCAGCCCUGAACAAUUUAUGAAAUCAUUUGAACACAUGAAGAAAUCAGGGGACUAUUAUGUUACAGUUGUAGAAGACGUCACUAUAGGGCAGAUUGUUGCUACAGCUACUCUGAUAAUAGAACAUAAAUUCAUUCAUUCAUGUGCAAAGAGAGGCAGAGUAGAAGAUGUGGUUGUAAGUGAUGAAUGCAGAGGAAAGCAACUGGGAAAACUGUUAUUGUCAACUCUUACUCUGCUAAGUAAAAAGCUGAACUGCUACAAAAUUACUCUUGAGUGUCUCCCACAAAAUGUUGGUUUUUAUAAAAAGUUUGGAUAUACCGUAUCUGAAGAAAAUUACAUGUAUCAUAGGUUUAAGUAAUGAUAGCAAAAAUCAUUUUUAGAACGUCAGCAAAGAAGUUUAUUGCUAUUAGGAUAUUCUUUUGGAAAAUCAAAGUAUUUUAUUGCUACAAAACCCACACCCCUGCCUCCCCCCAAAUAUUGGAGAAAUAUUUUAGUCACAAGUUUGGCAUAUUAUUAGAUUAAAUUAAAUUAAAUUAAAUUGGAUUGGUGGAGCAUGAUGUUAUGAAGAUGACUUUUAACCAAAGGAAUCUAUUUUUAACUUGAAAUUUUUCCUGUAUUUUUCUAAAGUUGGGAUUUAUUUCUUUGUAGUCAAAGUAUAGAGUAUAUGUUUACUAUCUGUACUUCUUAUUCAAAAGAAACAAGAUUGUCUAAGUGAAUAUUCUGUAGUGCACAAAAAUUAUUACAUAACUAAUUUCUUUAGUUAUUAUCAAAACUUAUACUGACAUGGGUUUCAUUGCAGGCUGACUUCACUGAAUACAGAGAUUUUGGGGAACACUAAUAAUAAUAAUACUGGCAACUAUCAGAUUAUGACAUUAUAAAACGUCACAUAUUUUAAUUUGAUGUAUAAAACUUAUUGAAUAUAGUUCUUAUGGAGGGGAAAUAAAAUUCAAAAUAAGGAGCUGUUUUAUUUGUGAAAUGAAUGUAAUAUAGCUCCUUUUAUUUAAUUUGAUUUCCACUGAAAUCUGAGCAUCCAUAUUUGUCUAAUAUAGAUACCACACACUGUGGCAACCUCAAUUUCCCCCAAUUUUGAAAUCUCACAGCUUUUCAUUCAUGAAAACUUACAUUGUUUCAUUUACCCUUCUAAUUAACAUUUUAUGGAAAAAUCAUUGCGUUUGUUGCAUUCAUAAAACUCGAUGGGGAUUUUCUCAGUGAUAAUAUGCACUUUUUAGUAUUUGCUGUUUUCCGAUUUUAUUUUUAGGAUAAAAUAAAAGCCUAAAAUUACUAUUCAGCUGACUAGUUUUAAUAAUAGAAUUGUAAAUUUUUUAUGUGCUUCCUUCUAAUCAUUUUUUAACAUCGAAGACCUCAGGUAAUGGUGUUAUUUAGAUAAUAGAUAUUUUCGAAAUAAUGGAAGAUCAUUUAUUUUCAUCAUCUGCUACUGUAUUUGCUUUGUUUCUCAUAUCCAUCAGUGGCAUAAUAGCGUGUGCUUUUCUAGAUACACAUUUUAAGAGUAUUUUUUUUUUAAUCAACCAAAUUUUUUUUAGUGAAAGAGUAAUAGUGCUCACAUUUUUAGUAAGCCAUAAAAGCUAUUCAGAAUUUUAUGAAAAAAGCAAAAUUGAUUCAUAUAGUUGACUUGAAAACAUGUGAAAUUAAUAGCCUUGCCCUGCUCAUCAGUGCUUAUCCUCAGUGAAGAAAGCAUAUUAGAAAAAAAUGGAGUACAAAAACAAAAAGGAAAAAUCACAGCCAAGCUAGAGAUUUAUUAGAACUUUACUUUCAAUGAUCUAUAUCACUAGAUUCUCUUGAGAUGAUCCUCCUAUGAAUAUAUAGCAUAUCAGAGUCCCUUAGAUGUUAUUCCAAUAAAGUCUAAAUUCUAAGCUAAGGACAUAGAUUACUUUUGAAGGGCUUUUCUGAAAGAUACAUGGAAGAGGGAUCAGAUUUAUUCUGUUUGAAGUCAGAAGGCAGAGUAACUAAACAAUGAACAGAAGUCGCAGAAAGGUCAAUUGGGACUUCCCAGGAAUUAGAGCCAUUUGAAAGGUAAAUGGAAUGCCUGAAGUGGAUUCUUAGACUAGAUGAUCUUUCUGAUCUUUUCCAACUCUGAGUCUAUGAUAUGUCUACUUUCCACAAAACCAUUUGUUUAGUUUUGCCUAAGCAAAUAUAACUUAAAAAACAAACAUCAAAAUGUUUUGGUGAUUUUAAUAGAUUCAAAACAACUGAAAUUAAGGAAUUUAAAAACCUAUUCACAUUUUUGCAUAACUAGACCAGUCUGGACCACAUUCUUAAGUAUUUAAGUGUCUUGGGUUUUGAGACUAAAAAUGUAAUUUUAUUUAUUCAUGGUAGUAAGUGGGCUAACAUCACUGUUUAAAAUGAAUAAAUUCUUUUUUUCAGACACGAUGGCAUAAGAUACUAAAUGUAUUUUGUAUAGUUCAAGUUUCACAAAAUAAAUUUGCAGUAUUUUGUGCCAGGC
Monodelphis domestica (gray short-tailed opossum) is the source of this 3300-nucleotide messenger RNA. NCBI's taxonomy places the organism in Eukaryota, Metazoa, Chordata, Mammalia, Didelphimorphia, Didelphidae. The record is from RefSeq and is a predicted model, not a curated record.